AUGCCACAGUCACUAAGUCACGUUAAGAAAGAUGCAAGUUGCGUGGUAUAUGUUACUUCCCUACAGGUUGGUUCAGCAUCUCAGCAGGGGAGAGUGCACUGCCUUUGUACGCACUUGACAUCUUUUGGUGGAGAUUUCUUCGUGGCGCCAAAUCCCAUCGACUUUGAUAAGGUCUGGGACGAAUUUGGCCGUCUAGGGGAGACUGGAAACUAUGUUGUGUUAGCGACUGUCUGCACUUUGUUAGGGUUUUAUGUAGUGGGCUUGAUCUUUGCCCGACGAGCCGACAAGAAGGACGAGUCAAAGGUCGUUGCAGAAUAUCACCUCUCAGAUCCACAGACUGAGGAGCACACUUACACCAUUUCCAUACAAACUGGCGCGUGGAGGAAUUCUGGAACUACCGCCAAUGUAGGGCUGGUACUAUAUGGUGAAGAAGGCGUCUCAAAGCCGAUAAUCUUUACAUGUAAACAACUGCAAAGGAUAUUCUUUGCCAGAGGCAGUGUAAACACUUUCACUCUGUCUCUGCAAAAAUCAUUAGGAUCCCUUUUUAAAUUAAAAGUAUGGCACGACAAUUCUGGAGACAGUCCAUCGUGGUUUCUUCUUGAAAUUGUCGUAGAAGAUGUCCAGACAAGAGAAAAGUGGCAUUUUAUAGCGAAUCGAUGGCUUGCUGUUGAAAAGGGCCUCGGGGAGAUAGACCUCGAGCUGAUAGCAGCAUCAAAAGCAGAUCUAUUAGAAUUUAAAAACGUCCUUCACUCUCGAGCCCAAAAAGCUGUCGGAGACUCGCAUCUCUGGAUUUCUCUGUUCACCAAACCUCCGCACGAUCAGUUUACUAGAUGUCAAAGACUUUCUUGCUGCCUGUCAGUCAUCUUUUGCGCCAUGGUAACUGGUGCUAUGUUUUAUCGCUUUGGCGCCAAAGCCACAGAUGUCUUCUACAUUGGACCACUAAAAUUUAGUUGGACAGAAAUAAAGAUAGGUAUUCAGAGUGGCCUCGUUGCUCUCCCGGUUAACUUUCUCAUUGUAACCAUAUUCAAGAAUAUCAAACAAAGUGGGGAACAACCAAAUUCUUCAGGAUGCCUCCCGCAUAUCUUUAUUUACUUUAGCUGGGGCCUUUGUAUCUCCACUACGUUAGCCAGUGCUUUGUUUACCGUCUUUUACAGCUUAUCUUGGGGUGCUGAGAUCUCGAAUCAAUGGCUUGUGUCUAUGACCUUCUCAUUCUUUGAAGACGUCUUGCUAAUUCAACCAAUGAAAGUGUUGAUUAUCGUUUGCUUGCUGUCAAUAAUUAUUAGGAAGCCACUGGACCCUGACUCAGUGUAUCAGUCCCAAAUUCUACCUGAACAUCAGUUCGCACGCACAGGAGAUGUUGGAAAGGAAGCAAGAAUUCUUGAGAUGGAGGAGCUUGAGAAUGCACGCUUUCAACGCAAGAAGGAAAAAAAUGCGUUCCGUGCAAUUGUUGAGAUUUGUUUCUUUGCCGCAUUCCUCUUUCUCUUUAUGGUUGUGUGUUACGGGAAUCGAGAUUCUGCGAGAUACAGUCUGACAAAAUCAGUGCAGGCUCUUUUUAAAAACUUUUCGAAGGUGGAUGAUACACCAUCUCUAUGGAGUUGGAUGAGGAAUACGUUUGUUCCUGGACUGUUCAACACAGCGUGGUAUAACGGCAAACCAUUUGAUUAUGACGAAGGAUUCAUCAGCAACAGAGAAAAUUUCCUAGUUGGAAUGCCAAGACUUCGGCAAAUACGUAUACUUCCAGAAGCCCAGUGUAAUUCAAAAAGCCAUUCCUUAGGACUUGUCCUCCCGCGAUGCUUGCCUUUCUACAGCGAAAGCAACGAAGACACCACACCUUUUCACAAACCGGGUUGGAUACCAGUCAAGAAUGCCAGUUUGUUUAUUACUAAUACCGCCGAGUUGGAUUCGCUAUGUCCAAAACCAUGGCAAUAUGUAACUGCAAGUGGGUUGAAGUCAGAACCAAUUCAAGGCACAACAACCGCGUACCUUGGGGGAGGGUUUGUGGCAAAUCUUGGUUACAACUCGGAAUCAGCAUUAGAUGUCUUAGAAAGCUUGGAAGACAACCGCUGGAUCGACGACAGGACAGUAGCUAUUCUUAUUGAAUGCACAUUGUUUGAGCCUGCAAAAUCCUUUUAUAGCCUUAUGAGAUACUUAUACGAGAGAUUCCCAACUGGAGGCGUCAUAACAAGCAGCACAGUAAAAACAGUUACUGUUUAUUUACCCCAUGGGUCCGCAAGCUACCGAUCAUUUUAUCAAGUUUCGCAGGUGCUGCUCAUGUUGGUAAUUCUCGGGUUUAUAAUAAAAGAGAUCGCAAAAGCGUUUCGAGGAGGACGCAUUUACUUCAAGCGGUUUUGGAGCUGGAUUGACAUAUUGUUGAUCGGCUUUGCUGCCUCCGGAAUUGGAAUAAUGCUUUACAAAGAGGGAUGUACGCGUGAAUACGUGAGCAAUGUUCGAGCAAAUCCAUUUGAUAACUGGAGCGCUGAUCAAAUUAUGUUCUGGUCCGAGGUUGAAGACUAUCUGCUCUCCGUGGUAAUGUUUGUGGUCACCAUUAAAUCCUUGCGACUUUUUCGAUUCAAUCCUCACGUUUAUCAAAUGAGAACGACCCUGAGAGGUUCCGUCACUCCACUUUCCUCUUUUGCAGUGGUAUUCUUUGUCGUUAUAAUAGCAUUUGCUUUGUUUGCGUUCUUGUCUUUUGGAUCUUCGGUACUCAACUAUUCCACUUUACCCCAAGCAGUUCGUACAUUGCUUCAGAUGGUCAUUGGUGGUAAGUCUUCGUAUUAUCAGCUCAAAUUUGCCACCGACAGUUUUCUUGGGCCAUUAUUCCUCUUCGUAUAUUUAUUAACCGCAAUGGCAAUCUUAGUUAAUACGUUUAUAGCCAUUUUAAACGAGUCCUAUACAAUGUCACGAGAAGAAAAAGAAAGAAAAAAUGACGCUGAUGACAUUGACUAUGUUGAAUUGUUUCAAUACUUACAGUCUUGCGUGAAAGCCUCUAUACGUUCACUUUACAACUUCGGUGAAUUCGUUCGAUUAAGUUUCUGUAAUAGGAAACAUAGUCGUAAAUAUCAGGUUAAUGGAUAUCAUAUAACCCAUGCUCCUAAGGCUAACGUUCCUAGACUAGCCUCUAUGGAUAGCCUGGACGAGAUCCAAUAUCCUAUUUUGUCUCAUGCGGAGGAAUUGCUUUCCAAAGUGCAAUUGCAUCUAAGGAAGCUUACCGAAGGAACAAUUCAAGAAAACUCUGAAACAGACCAGGACACAGAUCAAGAGGGUAGCUGUCCCGAUUCUGAGCUGGAGUUCGACAGUGAUUGCGGUAGUUUUCUUUUGUCAGCCAGUGAUAUGUCUGACACUCCUGUAUAGCUUCUUUCCACAGUCACCCAGUCUCAUAUUGUAUUAUUGAGGCCGCUCGGCUGCCAUUUGCCCACACUAACCUAAUGAUGGCCAGAUGAAAUUAUAAUCAGAGAAUAACAAUUAAAACAUGAUUUACUUAAGUUAUCCCUACUGCAUCUGUAUGUAGUGGAGAUAUGACGGUCGGGUUAUUAUUUCGUUUUCUGAGUCCGGACUUUGGAAUUUAUUGAGAAACUGUCAUAUCCGAUUCCCCUUGGGGAAACUGCCAUAUUGUUUUCUUACAUCCUUAUCCCCUCGGGGGUAUUAGGGAGUUUUAGCAAAACACGACGGCGACGGCGACGGCGACGAGAACAUCACUAAACAAAAAGUUUAAUGAGCGAAACAAUGAUUUUACACGCGCGUUUUGAAUCUUAGUACAUUUCUUGCCCAACAUCUACGAACAUCAACGUGCCGAGAAUGACCUAUGACCUACGUGUUUUGGAGAACGUGAACCACAGCGGCUAAUUUUUGGUAUCUUCCUUUGCAACUGAACGCUGUCAUUUUUCCCGACCAAGUUUAUGGACCGAUAAGCGCACUGAACAGAACUACACA
Messenger RNA from Orbicella faveolata, 3930 nucleotides. Its product is annotated as polycystin-1-like protein 2. Gene Ontology annotation, biological process: detection of mechanical stimulus. Gene Ontology annotation, molecular function: protein binding; calcium ion binding; calcium channel activity. Gene Ontology annotation, cellular component: membrane. NCBI's taxonomy places the organism in Eukaryota, Metazoa, Cnidaria, Anthozoa, Scleractinia, Merulinidae. The record is from RefSeq and is a predicted model, not a curated record.